AUGCAAAGGCUCCUCCCCACAGAAGAGCACGUCAGCACAGACGCUUGGGUUUCCAUCUCAUAUGGCUCAGGGGCGCUGGGAAGGAGGCACCUGUCUGACUGGGGCUCUGCCUCUGGUCGUCCUCUCCUCUGUUUGCUGCCCGGCAUGGCCAGCUGCUUGGCACCCGUGUUGCUGCUGCUACUGCUUCUAGGGUCACCGAGCGCUGUCGCACCAAACCGAUGCGUGGACGCAGCCGACGCGUGCACCGCGGAUGCGCGAUGCCAGCAGUUGCGCACCGCGUACGUGGUGCAGUGCCUGGGUCGGGCCGCGCCGGGGGGCUGCCCCCGCGCCCGCUGCCGCCGCGCCCUGCGCCGCUUCUUCGCCCGCGGGCCGCCGGAGCUUACCCACGCGCUGCUCUUCUGCCCGUGCGGCGGCCCCGCAUGCGCCGAGCGCCGGCGCCAGACCUUCGUGCCCUCCUGCGCCUUCUCGGGUCCUGAACCGGCCCCACCCUCCUGCCUCGCCCCCUUAGACGCCUGCGAGCACAGCCGGGUCUGCAGGUGCUGGAGGAGGUGGAGUAGAGGGAGGGGGCCCUCCCACUCACCGCCUUCCGGCCGCUCCGAGCAGGCCCCGCCUCCUGGCCUUCCAGGCCUCCUGCGCGCCUCCCCCCAGCAACCUGGACAGCUGCCUUCGAGACCAGGUCCCCAGCUGCCUGCGCGCCUACGCUGGCCUCGCGGGGUCUCGGCAGGCACUGCCGUCACCCCCAACUACGUGGACAACGCAAGCGCGCGCGUGGCGCCCUGGUGCGACUGCGGAGCCAGCGGAAACCGGCGCGAGGAGUGCGAAGUCUUCCGGGGGCUCUUCACAAGGAACCGCUGCUUGGAUAGAGCCAUACAGGCCUUUGACGGUGGGUGGCCCUCAGUCCUACACGACCAGCUGGACCCCCACCAGGACCCUGAGCACAGCCUCCUACAGGUGUCCUCUGCAGAUGCGUCCCUGGAGGGGAUCUCCAUGUUCUCCGUGCUCCCUGUUCUGGCGCUCCAGCCCCUGCUCUGACUAGGACAGCAGACCUUGGACAACAGCCAACUGUCCCACCCUGCCUGGGAUACUGGGCCUCAUUGGUGACCUACUGCCCCACUGAAAAGGGACUGGCUUACCUCCCAAGCUGGCCCCAGUGCUCUUGCCCUACUGCCCUUUGCAGCUCUGGAUGCUUUUAUCAUGCUUUAAGGGUAGACUUAAACAGACUUGUAGGCAAAUUCCCUCUACUACUCCAGCCGUCAUGGCAUCCUCCCAGUUAGGCACCACCCAUCAUGAUAGCCACCUGCACCCCAUAACUAACGUUGGCAGAGUGUUUCCUGUCCACGAUGUGCUGCUUGUUGGACACCACCUAGAGUGAGAAUCCAGUUCCCUACAUUGCACUGGUCAUAUGGCCAUCUUCCCAGUGGUUCAACCUGUUACUAGGAAUGGCAUCCAUAACUCAGUAAAUCCAUGUGCACUGAGACUGGCCUGGCUUUCAUGUGAUCUGUGUCCUGGGAGCCUGGAGACCAAGGUCAGCCACAGGGUGUGCCUCUGCUGGCCUCCAAGAACUUGGGUGGCCUCAGAACCUCUCCAGGCAUCAUCAUCUCACCUGUGGAUGCUGAACUGAAUCACAUCUCAGGUCCUAGUGGCAGGGACUUUGGUUGCUUUUGUUUAUUCUUUCAUUCUCUGCUAGUAAUCAGAUAAACAAAGUACAUGUUCCAGCCUCCCUUGCAGUUAGGGGCUGUUCAUGUGACACAGUUCUGGCCAGUGAGUGAAAUUCACAGAUAAGGCUUCCAGGAGAGCUCUUUAAAAAGGAAAAGACUUGCUGACUGAGCCCUUUAGCCUCUGGCCUCAACCCUCCCCUUUUCUUGCCCAGAACUUGGAGGCAAUGCCUGGGAGCAUGGGCACCAUCUUGAAAGUGGAACCAUAUGACAUUGUGGCUCACCAGCCCAUCUACCUUCCUCUGGACUUUAUUAUGUGAGAAAAAUGAUA
Messenger RNA from Physeter macrocephalus (sperm whale), 1986 nucleotides. It is a transcript of the gene GFRA4, whose product is annotated as GDNF family receptor alpha 4. The record is from RefSeq and is a predicted model, not a curated record. Gene Ontology annotation, cellular component: signaling receptor complex; external side of plasma membrane. The transcript is spliced from 6 exons. Gene Ontology annotation, molecular function: glial cell-derived neurotrophic factor receptor activity. Gene Ontology annotation, biological process: nervous system development. The coding region runs from base 1 to 1032 and encodes 343 amino acids. NCBI's taxonomy places the organism in Eukaryota, Metazoa, Chordata, Mammalia, Artiodactyla, Physeteridae.